Budorcas taxicolor (takin) is the source of this 2511-nucleotide messenger RNA. It is a transcript of the gene POSTN, whose product is annotated as periostin. The transcript has 23 exons. Bases 1 to 2511 code for a protein of 836 amino acids. Gene Ontology annotation, molecular function: protein binding. NCBI's taxonomy places the organism in Eukaryota, Metazoa, Chordata, Mammalia, Artiodactyla, Bovidae. The record is from RefSeq and is a predicted model, not a curated record.
AUGAUUCCUUUCUUACCAGUAUUUUCUCUGUUCCUGCUGCUGGUUGUUAACCCUGUAAAUGCCAAUGGUCACUAUGACAAGAUCUUGGCUCACAGCCGUAUCAGGGGCCGGGAUCAGGGUCCAAAUGUCUGUGCCCUUCAACAGAUUUUGGGCACCAAAAAGAAAUACUUCAGUACCUGCAGGAACUGGUAUCAAGGUGCCAUCUGUGGAAAAAAAACGACUGUGUUAUAUGAAUGCUGCCCUGGUUAUAUGAGGAUGGAAGGAAUGAAAGGCUGCCCAGCAGUGAUGCCUAUUGACCAUGUUUAUGGAACCCUGGGCAUUGUGGGAGCUACCACCACACAGCACUAUUCUGAUGUCUCAAAACUGAGGGAGGAGAUUGAAGGAAAGGGAUCGUUCACUUACUUCGCACCGAGUAACGAAGCUUGGGACAACCUGGAUUCUGAUAUCCGGAGAGGUCUGGAGAGCAAUGUGAAUGUUGAAUUACUGAAUGCUUUACAUAGCCACAUGGUUAAUAAGAGAAUGUUGACCAAGGACUUGAAAAAUGGCAUGAUUAUCCCUUCAAUGUAUAACAACUUGGGGCUCUUCAUUAACCAUUAUCCUAAUGGGGUUGUCACUGUGAACUGUGCUCGAAUCAUCCAUGGGAACCAGAUUGCAACAAAUGGUGUUGUGCAUGUCAUUGACCGUGUCCUUACACAAAUUGGUACCUCAAUUCAGGACUUCAUUGAAGCAGAAGAUGAGCUCUCAUCUUUUAGGGCAGCUGCCAUCACAUCUGAUAUAUUGGAGGCACUUGGGAGAGAUGGUCACUUCACACUCUUUGCUCCUACCAAUGAAGCUUUUGAGAAACUUCCACGAGGAGUUCUAGAAAGGAUCAUGGGAGAUAAAGUGGCUUCAGAAGCUCUCAUGAAGUACCACAUUCUAAACACCCUGCAGUGUUCAGAGGCUAUCAUGGGAGGAGCAGUCUUUGAGACCCUGGAAGGAAACACCAUUGAGAUAGGAUGUGAUGGUGACAGUAUAACAGUAAAUGGAAUAAAAAUGGUGAACAAAAAAGAUAUUGUGACAAAUAACGGUGUCAUCCAUUUGAUUGAUCAGGUCCUGGUUCCUGAUUCUGCCAAACAAGUUAUUGAGCUGGCUGGAAAUCAGCAAACCACUUUCACAGACCUUGUGGCCCAGUUAGGCUUGGCAUCUGCUCUGAGGCCAGAUGGAGAAUACACUUUGCUGGCACCUGUGAAUAACGCAUUUUCUGAUGAUACACUGAGCAUGGAUCAGCGCCUUCUUAAAUUAAUUCUACAGAAUCAUAUAUUGAAAGUAAAAGUUGGCCUUAAUGAGCUUUACAAUGGACAAAAACUUGAGACCAUUGGAGGCAAACAGCUCAGAGUCUUCGUGUACCGUACAGCUGUCUGCAUUGAAAAUUCAUGCAUGGUGAGAGGAAGCAAGCAAGGAAGAAAUGGUGCCAUUCACAUAUUCCGAGAGAUCAUCAAACCAGCAGAGAAAUCCCUCCAUGAAAAACUGAAACAGGAUAAGCGCUUCAGCAUCUUCCUCAGUCUACUUGAAGCUGCAGACUUGAAAGAGCUCCUAACACAGCCUGGAGAUUGGACCUUAUUUGUACCAACCAAUGAUGCCUUUAAGGGAAUGACUAAUGAAGAAAAGGAAAUUCUGAUUCGGGACAAAAAUGCUCUUCAAAACAUCAUCCUUUAUCACCUGACACCAGGAGUUUUCAUUGGAAAAGGUUUUGAACCUGGCGUUACUAACAUUUUAAAAACCACACAAGGAAGUAAAAUCUAUCUGAAAGGAGUAAAUGAUACACUUCUGGUAAAUGAACUGAAAUCAAAAGAAUCCGACAUCAUGACAACAAAUGGCGUCAUUCAUGUUGUAGAUAAACUCCUCUAUCCAGCAGACACACCUGUUGGAAAUGAUCAGCUGCUAGAAAUACUUAAUAAACUGAUCAAAUACAUCCAAAUUAAGUUUGUUCGUGGCAGUACCUUCAAAGAAAUCCCCAUAACUGUCUACACAACUAAAAUUAUAACCAAAGUUGUGGAACCAAAAAUUAAAGUGAUUGAAGGCAGUCUUCAGCCUAUUAUCAAAACAGAAGGACGCACAAUACCAAAGGUCAAAAUUGAAGGUGAUCCUGAAUUCAGACUGAUUAAAGAAGGUGAAACGGUAACUGAAGUGAUCCAUGGAGAGCCAAUUAUUAAAAAAUACACCAAGAUCAUUGAUGGAGUGCCUGUGGAAAUAACUGAAAAAGAAACAAGGGAAGAACGAAUCAUUACAGGUCCUGAAAUAAAAUACACUAGGAUUUCAACUACAGGUGGAGAAACAGAAGAAACGCUGAAGAAAUUGUUGCAAGAAGAGGUCACCAAGGUCACCAAAUUCAUUGAAGGUGGUGAUGGUCAUUUAUUUGAAGAUGAAGAAAUUAAAAGACUGCUUCAGGGAGACACACCUGUGAGAAAGAUACAAGCCAACAAAAGAGUUCAAGCAUCUAGAAGACGAUCAAGGGAAGAUCGUCCUCAGUGA